This is a messenger RNA of Ectocarpus sp. CCAP 1310/34, 2253 nucleotides long. NCBI's taxonomy places the organism in Eukaryota, Phaeophyceae, Ectocarpales, Ectocarpaceae. The record is from the annotation of a GenBank genome assembly.
GUCGAUUCAAGAAAUAUCUCGAAUGUACACUUGUUAUGGAGUCCAAAUCUUGCCUCAAAAUCUUGGCAAGAUUUGGGAUGACUUCAAAGAGCCCCCUUUUGCCCAAAUAUUUCGCCAAGAUUUGGUCGCGCCAGCCCUUCUCCAAAUCUUGUCGGCGGGGGGGGGUCAAAUUGCACCGCAUCUUCCGCACACCCCCCAAAAACACAACCUCCGCCAGCCUCCGCACAUCAUGGAUGACGACCUUGAUGAGGCGGCUGUCACGGCCGCGGCAUGUGCUUCCGUACACAGCCUACACACCAUGAGUAUGCAGCUCAACGACUUGUUCGAGGAUGGCCUAGAAGAGCAGCAGAGCCACCACGAGUGGUGGGAUGACCCCGACGAUGACGACUGGAGUGCAGAAGCCAUCCGCACCCGUGAAAGUCGUCCACGCCCGGACUACAACAAGUCGGCUUGGGGCUUGCGAUUGGCGCAGAUGGAGAGCCUGAGGUGCAGCCACAACUUAGCCCAGCACAGCCGAGAAGCGAGGGCCUUCAGAGCAGACUUCCGCGUCCCGUACGAGUUCUUCCUCGAGUUCGUUGAGAUGGUUCGUCCUGUGUUCCCUGCAAGGGAACACGACGUCUGCGGGCGCCUGUGCGUCCCCUUGGAACUGAAGGUGCUCGGGGUGCUUCAAGUACUAGGGAGAGGGAACUGCUUUGCUGAUGUCGCAAACUUCUCCUUGAUGAGCCGGACAACGGCGGAGCAGUCGUUUCACCGGUUCUGCCACUGCUUCGCCGCUGGUCUUUGGCGCACCUGGAUACGUCUCCCGGAGGGAGAGGGUCUCCGACGUGUUGAGAGCACCUACAGAUCUCUUGGGUAUCCGGGAGCCGUGGGGUCAAUCGACUGCACCCACGUACCAUGGGAGCGCUGUGCGUUUUCGGAGACCACAACCCACAAGGGCAAAGAGGGGUACACGACGGUCGUGUUCGAGGCGAUCUGCGACCAUGCUGGUCGCAUCCUCGCGUCGACGAAGGGGUACCCGGGGGCCGAGAACGACAAGACAGUCGUUCAGCGCGAUUUGUCCGUGCGGCGGGUUGAGGGGGAGGAGCCGUGGGUGAGCUACAAGUACGAGAUGUACGACGAGACCGGGGACGUGACGGAGCACACGGGGGGAUGGCUCAUCGCCGACGGGGGCUACCAUCGGGUCCCCCUUCUGAUAUGCCCGUUCAAGGUGUAUGCGAACGUUGCGGAGCAGCAGUGGAGCAAGAGGUUGGAGUCAGUUCGCAAGGACAUCGAGUGCUUGUUCGGACGACUCAAGGGGCGGUUCAGGCUCUUCAAGACCGGGAUUUUGUUCGGCGACCGGACAAAGAUCGACGACGCAUGGUUCACCGCUUGCAUCAUCCACAACAUGCUCCUCGCGUUUGAUGGGUUGGAUCAGCUGGAGGUAGACAUGGACUGGGAGGGGAAAGACGGAGAGGCGGACAGCACCACGGGCGUGUUCCCGGCUGUCACGGUUGCUGACAGCGCAGAGGAUAAGGUAUCCGGGGACGACGACGCCGCAUUCCAUGCCCACAGGCAAUGUCUGGUAGACCACUUCGCGUUCGCGAAGAGCAGCAGCGAGGUGCAAUGGUUCCGGGCGGUAGGAGCGGACACGCGAUGAUGGCUUCGUCUUUUUUCGUGUCCCCUGUCCCUAGUGCGCAGCAUAGGGUGUGGGUAAAGGUAUAUUGUAGUCUCCACCCGUUGCGCUCCACUGUAUGUGUUGUGUGCAAAUAAAUGCUCUUGUAGGUGGUUUUUGACAAUUUGACUGUUGGUACAAGCAUGUGCGGAGAGACGCAAGGCGUGUUGGAUUUUGUGGCGGGUGGGAUAAACUCUCAGCGCCGAAGGUAGUUGAGGCGGGGAGGGGCGGUGCGAUGUAUUGUAGGAGUUUAUAUCUUUUUUCGCGGGAGACGCAAAGAGUGUUGGAGUUUUUGGUGGCUGGGAGAAACAUCCAGUGCCGAAGGUAGAUGAGGGGAGGGCGGAGCGUUGGAUGUUUUCUUGGAGUUAUUUUUUUCGCCGGGGAGACGCAAAGCGUGUUGGAGCUUUCUUUGUGGUGGCUGGGAUAAACGCUCAGCGCCGAAGGCAGGUGGGAGGGGCGGGGCGUUGAAUGUUUUGUAGGAGUUAUACUUUUUUUUGCGGGGGAGACUUAAAGCGUGUUCGAGUUUUGUGGUGGCUGGGAGAAACAUGCAGUGCUGAAGGUAGAUGAGAAGGGAGGGGGGAUUGGUUCAUGUAUCGUUGCGU